Passer montanus (Eurasian tree sparrow) is the source of this 647-nucleotide messenger RNA. Its product is annotated as kallikrein-6-like. Gene Ontology annotation, biological process: proteolysis. The record is from RefSeq and is a predicted model, not a curated record. The annotation marks the transcript as partial. Gene Ontology annotation, molecular function: serine-type endopeptidase activity. The transcript has 4 exons. Lineage: Eukaryota; Metazoa; Chordata; Aves; Passeriformes; Passeridae.
GAGUCACUGGGCUGAACUGGGAGGGACUGGAAUUAACUGGGAGGGACUGGGCUGGGCACUGGGCUGAACUGGUUUGAACUGGUCCGAACUGGGAUUUAAAGGCCGCGGCUCCUUCCUCCCCCUCCUCCUCCUCCCGAUGGAGCGGCUGCUGCCGCUGCUGCUGCUGGCCACUGCGGCCGCGGGCGCGGACGAGAACCGCAUCGUGGGCGGGGAGCGCUGCGAGCGCCGGCGCCACCCGUACCAGGCGCUGCUGCUGCAGCCGGGCGGCGCCAUCCACUGCGGGGGCGUGCUGGUGGGGCGGAGCUGGGUGCUGAGCGCCGCCCACUGCCGCACCGACAGCCCCCUGCGGGUCCUGCUGGGCGGGCACAACCUGAAGGAGCGCGACGGGGCGGAGCAGUGCCUCACCUGGGCGCGCGCCUUCGUGCACCCGCGCUACCUGCCCGGCCGCCAUGACAGUGACGUCAUGCUGCUGCGCCUCAGCAGCCCCGCCCACCUGAGCGCGCGGGUGCAGCCCGUGGCGCUGCCCCGCAGGUGUCCCCAGGUGGGGGACAGGUGCGUGGUGUCCGGCUGGGGCAGCACGCGCAGCCCGCAAGGUGCGUUCCCGGACGUGCUGCAGUGUGGCGAGGUGUUCACCUGGUCCAACACCU